AUGGUGCUAAAUUAUGGAGAUGAAAAUUGUUCUGAACGCAAUUUGAUGGAUGUAGGUGGUGCUGCUAUUAAUGAGAUUGACUUAAAUACGUCCAUGGCACCUGAAACAGUAAUGGUAGACACUGAUGAAACUAGCUCGUUCACAAAUACAGAAUUUGAAUUUGCUUUAGCAGAUUGGGAUUAUUUGAAAAUUGCACAGCAUUCCAUACAAAAUCAGAUUGUUGAUAAUAACGGAAUUGAUAUAUCUCCAUCAAUUUCCAAUCAUACUUUACAAAGCUUAAGACCUACUUUUUCAUCAGAGUAUGAGACUGACAAUACUGAAUUUAUAAGUUUAGUGGACAGCACCAACCAAACUAAUAUAAAUCUAGCAGCAACAGCUAAUCAUAAUCCGAACGACAAAAAGAAUUACAUACACAGUAUUCACCAUGUGGCUGAUAACAUGAAAGCAAAUCAUGAAUUUGCUUUUCAUCACACUUUAGCAGCAAAUUAUUGGGAUUAUAUGUUGGAAAAGGAAAACUUGUUAAAUGAAGAAGGUUUUGACUUUCAUCAAUUUCAAGAAUCAAAUGUAGCUGAGCAUGAGCAUGAGUAUAAAGAAACUGGUAGAUUAAAAAGCAGAGAAACUAAUAAACUGCAGAUUCAAAGUCUAGAACGCAACUUUGAUUAUGAAGAUGCCGGAAAAAUGAUUCAAAAAGAUUCAGAGGAUAUUGAUUAUGAUUUCGAAGUACCGAGUGUCAGAUCAGCUUCAACUUCAAAUUUAUCUGAAGAUAUUGAUUGUGACACAUCAAAAUUAUGUGAUGGGAAUGUAGCAGAAUAUAAAUCCAUCUACGAAAGAUAUGAAAAUGAGGUGCUCGAGAGAGAAUUGGAAGAAGUUGAGCACCUAUAUGAUCGACAUCUUGACGCGGAUCCAAAUCAAUCAACCAUAGAGCAACAAUUAUAUCAUUACCUGGAAACUGAACAAAAUUACAAUAGAUAUGGUGCAAGUUCAUUAUCACUGUUGAUGCUGGAAAGUUCAACUGAUUCAUCAAUCCAUUACGAUCCUAGCAUCAAUGAAUUCAACUCGCAUGACAAGCAAGUCAUAAAUUCUACGAUAUAUGAGUGGCCAGAUGAUGAAACGACAGGUACAUUAAACUUAUACAAUAGAAUAAAGAUACAAUUAAAAUAUCUUGAACCCAAAAUUAUAAGUGAUGCAGUUUUAAAAACCAUUAGAGAGGAAUUUGUAGUUCAGGAUUUAUUUUUAAGUGGUGAUUCACCACCAACCCCAGAAAUUCCAAAGCUGAUACGAAAAAAACUGGACAGAGAUGUCGAAUGGACUCCACUAUCGGUAUAUAAAGCUUAUACUAAUAUCAAGUCUCCAACUAAUGGAAAAGACUCUUAUAACCGAUUAGUUCCUUAUAGUUCAUGCAUUGGGACUUUAAAUUACAGACCUAAAGAUCAUGCUGCUUGGAAACGAUCACCAAAUAGACGAUGA
This is a messenger RNA of Lodderomyces pseudojiufengensis, 1467 nucleotides long. RefSeq names its product Fgr12p (gene FGR12). The record is from RefSeq and is a predicted model, not a curated record. The transcript has a single exon. The coding region runs from base 1 to 1467 and encodes 488 amino acids. NCBI's taxonomy places the organism in Eukaryota, Fungi, Ascomycota, Pichiomycetes, Serinales, Debaryomycetaceae.